Messenger RNA from Metarhizium album ARSEF 1941, 2493 nucleotides. RefSeq lists its product as uncharacterized. Gene Ontology annotation, molecular function: zinc ion binding; DNA binding; DNA-binding transcription factor activity, RNA polymerase II-specific. Gene Ontology annotation, cellular component: nucleus. Lineage: Eukaryota; Fungi; Ascomycota; Sordariomycetes; Hypocreales; Clavicipitaceae. Bases 1 to 2493 code for a protein of 830 amino acids. The record is from RefSeq and is a predicted model, not a curated record. The transcript is spliced from 2 exons. Gene Ontology annotation, biological process: DNA-templated transcription; regulation of DNA-templated transcription.
AUGCAGCACGGACCUGCGGCAUCCAAGGGACCUGCACCAUCAUCUGCUCCUGCUCCUGCUCCUGCUCCUGCUCCUGCCCCAGCAUUUGGGCCCACCUCCAUCAUGGCACAUCAACCCCCCGAGCCCGAGAGCGACUCUCACAGCGACGAUGAACAAUACAACGAUGGCUCUGCUCACGGCGGGAAGCGCAAGCGUCCGACCUCAGUCUCGUAUGUCAAAUGCGACCGCGGACAGCCAUCCUGCGGAUGGUGCGCUCGCAAUGGCGCAAUUUGCGAAUACAAGGAGCGGAGGCGACCCGGCCUGAGGGCAGGCUUUGGUAAGGAGCUUCAGGAUCGAAUGGACAAGCUUGAGGCUGUCUUGCAGUCUCACUCUGAUAUUAUCCAUCACGUGUUGGCUUCAAAUCCACAGCUCAGUGCCGCGGCUGGUAUUCGAAACACCAACCCCGGCAUACCAAGUGACCACGGUACGCCAAUGGAUGCUUCAUCUCACAUGUACCGAACAUCCGAAACCACGGGAGCAGAGACCGCUUUGCUUGUUCCAAAGACAUCAAGUUUCACGCCGACAUCGCAGACCGUUGACUUUAGUGCACCGCAACACCCUGGCAUGUCUGACACAUUCCACCAAGGGCCCUUGGGAACCAUGCCCACGGCGGGAACCAUGCCCACGGCGUCGCAGAUGCCGCCAAUUCCGUCAUCUACGUCUACAGGACAUGCCUUCUAUCAAAGCCAAUCUAAAGUUCACUCGUCACCUGGUACGCUGAGCCAAACAGCAGGAUCGAGUCCAACAGAUCAGGACAUGCCUCCUUAUGAUCUGCUGUAUUCUCUUGUCGACCUGUACUUCAAGCACAUAAACACGUGGUGCCCAAUCCUUCACCGAAAAACCACACUCGACUCCUUAUUUGGGCCAUCGACACUGCAAGAGACUGAUAGAAUUCUCCUACAUGCAAUUGUGGCAACCACAAUGCGCUACUCCACAGACCCUAGGCUGACCGAAGAAAGGCGGCAGCAUUACCACAAGAUAUGCAAAGAGCGCGUGCUGCUCUAUGGCAUGGAACACACCUCUAUCAAAUCGCUCCAGUCGUUGGUCAUUGUAGCACUCGAUCUUGUCGGCAGAAGCAUUGGUCCACCAGGCUGGAAUAUUUUGGCACUCAUCACUCGUUCGGUAGUACAGCUGGGACUGGCGGUUGAGAGCAACUCGUUCACGGUCUCACCGGGGUACACGUCAAUAUACACCUUGCGGGCCAUGCUCCUCCCGGAACCAAAGGACUUCAUCGACGACGAGUCACGGCGGCGACUCUUCUGGAUGAUUUAUCUUCUUGACAGGUAUGCCACUAUCGCUACGGCUUUCGAAUUCGCCCUAGCAGACAAGGAAAUUGACCGAACCUUACCUUGUCGCGACGACCUGUGGAUGCGAAAUCAGAGAGUGGAUACCAAAUGGUUCAAGGCAAGAGAGCAUCAUGGCGAGGGAUCUGCGCAGGAGAUUUGCAUGCCCGAAAAUCUGGGGGCUUUUGCCUACUACAUCGAAAUCCUGGGCAUCCUGUCCAAGGUACACACGUUCCUCAAACAGCCCGUGGAUAUCAGUGCUCUUGGAGACGUCGAGAAAUGGCAACUGAGCUACAAGGAGCUGGAUAACCUGUUGACAACGUGGAGAUCUGGAUUGCCUCCAGAGUUCGGCGACAUGUCCAAGUUGUUCCAGGCACCAAAGAAGAACAUGAACUGCAUUCUGGUGAUGCUCCAUGGCACGUAUCAUACUGCCGUCAUCCGACUUCAUUCGUCAGCAGCAUACCCCACAACGCGAUCACCGAUAUUCACUCCAUCGUACAGCGCUUCGCAAAGAUGUCACAGUGCUGUUGAGAACAUUGCAGCUUUGGGAGAAUUCGUAGUUCAGAAUGGCCUUCUUAGCAAGUUGGGGCCGCCCUUCGCAUGGACGAUAUGGGUCUCGGCGAGGCUUUUGCUUGUUCACGGAUCCACGGUCGAGCGCAAACUCGCUCCGCAAAUUGGCUUCUUCGUGGAUAUGCUGCGAGAGAUGGGUCGAUACUGGCCGGUGGCGGCGAGAUACUGCGAACUACUCCAGCGGGUGCUUGAUGAGCACCGGGACAGCGAGCAAAAGGGUGAUGGUGUAACGCCGAGCUCUGUCAAAAUCCUGGCCGACAUGCGACGAACGGCAUUCGACCUUGAUGUUUUGAUGUCUCGACAACCGAAACAUAAUUCUGCGACAACAACCGGACUACCCGCCGUUGCGCCGGCCAGAGCACCGGCAGCGAAUGAAUUGGAGUAUCUGGACGUGUUUGACUUUUUCAACGUUCCCCGUCUGCCGUUUGGCGGCGAGAGCUUUGCGGGUGCCCAAACACUGGAUCCGGACACGGCCAUGGAUGCACAGAAUAGGCAGGCCCAAAUGGCGGCGAAUGAGUUCAACAUUACGAAUUUCAUGGUGGAUGCGAAUAGCGACUGGCUGUUCAAGCAGGACGGAGGAAAGUUUAUAGCGACGGGUUAG